AUGCAGCCACAAGCCUCUGCCGCCCAGAGGGCCUACUCACAACGGCGAUCCCCAGGGGCGACGGAUCCCGGGCCUCCGCCGAAUGUUUCCGUGCGAGCCAUCUCGCCCGGCAUGCAGCCAGGCCAUCCCCAGCAGCGACAAUCCAACGCCUCCGUCCGGUCCGCCCCGUCCACCAGCGGGUCGAGGAGGACUACCCGCGAGGGUUCAUCCGGGUCAGGGAGCGGCUCCAACAUGCCGCUGUCGCAAAUCGAAAAGAGCGUCACCCAUCUCCUCGUAGCCACCAAGCAGCUUCUCGAGACACUGACGCAGUGGUCGCGCGGCCAGGCAACCGAUGCGCAAGUCUCCGAUGUCUACGUGCGCUUAGGUUACGAAUUCAACAUGGCUUGCCGCGCCUUCACCGCCAUCAACGUCGACACCUCCGACCUCGGCAACGUGCCCGACCUGCUCCGCAGCAUUCUCGAGGCCUGUCUGAGCCAGGAAGCGAGCGCCGAGAGCUUGGAGAAGUACCUGCCUAGAAUUCGGGACAUCAUUAUCAACUUGCUCCACGGGCUGAAGCGGAAGCAGCAGAGAUUGCGCCAGAAGCAAGGGCGCGAUCGAGACGGCUCCGCGGUCCCGGAGCGAGCCACGAGCGUCAGCACCAUCGGGAGCGGGAGCAGCGGCCUGACCAACAUGCUGGAAGACACCUUGGAGAGCCACCGACCGCAUUCGCAUCGGCCAGGGUCCGGUCCGCAGCAGAAUGGCCAGUCGUCACCCACGCGGCGCUUCAACGCUGAGAGAGACCCAUCCAGGGGGUCGGUCGCGUCAGAGGUGUCUUCCAUCUCCAGCGCCACCAUGCAGAGCAUGCCCGUGAUGCCGCCCUAUCCAACAGACGACUCCUCUUUGCCUGCGGCGCCGCCCGCGCCAGAGCUCAAUAUCGACUCUUUUCCGCCGCCACCGCCGCCGCCCCCGGACAAGACAUCGAGUGCGCUGGCAGCGCUGCAAAAGGGUGGUGAUCUGGAGAGAAGGGCGUCCCGAAGAUACUCCCAGUAUCAGAUCUCGAAGCAUCUUGGGUCAGCCGGAAAUGUCGUACCCAUGCUCCCUUCACAGACAGGGCCGACGCCGAAUAGGGGAAGGAAAGAGGCGAGGGAGUCGUUGCGCGCCGUCCAGUCGCGCGAAUCCGUCCGACAUAGCCGGACCGCGUCUCAACUCAAGAGCGGCCCCGGCUUCGAAAACUCCCCCAUCCGAGUGCCCAGUCGGGUGGCGGAGGAGAACACGCCUAGUCAGCCGUCGGUGACUGUCGAGAGCCCGUCUGCGCAGACGCCGGAUGAGAAGUUUGCGCCCAGCGCGACGCUUUCCGGCCCCAUGACCGAUGCGAACCCGUUCAUGAACGAGACACCACGCCCCGGGUCCAAGAAGGAACAAAAGUCUAAGUCGGACGAGGCCCCGACAUCAGCCCCUCAUCCCGCGGAGUCGAAGCAGAAUGAGCAAUACUUUCAGGUUUCCCCUCCACCGACGCCCACCAAAGACUUGACACUCUUUCUCCAGUACAAAUCCAAGGUCAAGAAGAUUGUGCUGCCUGAAGGUCGCGACGAGCUCUCCAUUGGGCGCCUGCAGCUGGCCUUUAUCGAGAAGUUUUCCUGGAACACGCAACAGAAUGGAGCCGAUCUGCCCGAGAUCUACAUUCAGGACCCUGUGUCUGGUGUGCGGCACGAGUUGGAGGAUCUGAGUGACAUUAAGGAUCGAACUGUUCUGGUGCUCAACGUGGAGCCGCUGGAUGAGGUGAAGCGGCACAUCGAUGAGGGCAUAUCCGCGCUCACCAAGAUUGUUCGCGAGGUGAAGCAGAACGUCGACGACCAAGCGGUUACUCUCCAACGGGUUUCGGAUCGCCAACAAGAGACGGCCAAGGAGAUGGCCCAGAUCGUCUUGGAAAAGGCCCAGCAGAUGCCUGUGCGCGCCGCGGAGGGCUCAAGGCCCCUGGGACCCGGCCGGAAGCUCGACAACAGCCAAAUCGGACAGAUUCAGAGCUUGCGGCAGGACCUCGCCGUACUUCGACAAACCUACUCGGCCUUCCAGUCGGAGAUCCAGUCGUCCAUGUCCACCAUCCGCAACAAGGCCGCCCACGUCAAGGCUGUGGCUGCCAAGGCUGCCAUCCCCAGCAUGGAGGGCGAUGCCGGUUAUGCCUAUGUCUCGAAUGGGCGUAAGCAGCUCAACGCCGACUCGGACCGACUGGUCGCCAAGGUGGACGACCUCCAGGACCUGGUGGAGGACUUGCGCAAGGAUGUGGUGCACCGCGGUGUUCGACCCCUGCCCCGACAGCUCGAGGUUGUUGCCAAGGACGUUACAGCUCUUUCCAAGGAGCUCAAGGCAAUGGAGGACUACAUGGCCAAGGAGAAGCCCAUCUGGACAAAGAUUUGGGAGAAGGAGCUUGAGGACGUUUGCCAGGGACGUGAUGAGCUGCGCAUUAUGGAGGAACUGCUCAUCGAUCUGCGCGACGACUUGGAAAAGGCCUCGGAAACGUUUACUCUCGUCGAGCAGGCCACCAAGGAGCAGAUGAAGGACAGCGGAACGGGACACAGCGCCAGCACGGUCCGAACCUUCUCCAAGGGGCUGAACAACCUCGGCAACAGCCUCGAUCAAAACGCCGCCAAGGAGGAUAUGCUGGGCGAGGUGCGAGCCCUGCAGCCGAACCACCAGGACCGGCUCGAGGCCAUUGAGCGUGCCGAGAAGCUGCGGCAGAAGGAGCUCAAGACCCGUACGACAAACCCACUGCACCGUGAGAUGAAGGCCUUUGUUUCCGAGGGCAAGCUGAAGAAGUCGGGAGGCUUUGAAGAAGUGGAGCGCGCGCGCCUGGCCAAGGAUGAGAAGAUUCGGCGUGAGGUCUGGGAGCGGAUGAAUGGCAUUGUCGGGGAUGACGAGGAGGAAGAAGAAGAGGAGGAGGAGGAGGAGGAAGAAGAAGAAGAAGGGGAAGAGGGCGGAGAG
This is a messenger RNA of Trichoderma reesei QM6a, 2958 nucleotides long. RefSeq lists its product as uncharacterized. Gene Ontology annotation, biological process: establishment of cell polarity. The annotation marks the transcript as partial. The record is from RefSeq and is a predicted model, not a curated record. Gene Ontology annotation, cellular component: cytoplasm; cell tip. Gene Ontology annotation, molecular function: cytoskeletal regulatory protein binding. Lineage: Eukaryota; Fungi; Ascomycota; Sordariomycetes; Hypocreales; Hypocreaceae. The transcript is spliced from 2 exons.